This is a messenger RNA of Linum tenue, 855 nucleotides long. The record is from the annotation of a GenBank genome assembly. Lineage: Eukaryota; Viridiplantae; Streptophyta; Magnoliopsida; Malpighiales; Linaceae.
AUGGCGACACCACAAGACAAGAGAUCCAAUUUCCGAUCCAGACAGAAUUUCAACGUAAUUAAGAUGGCACUCAUGGCGGCCGGCUUAAGCACUCUUUUCCCGUCUAUGGUCUGCUUCGUCCUCGGCGCUUGGAUCUACGUUAUGUGCACUGAUGGCCUCACCGUCCAGGAUUUCUUUACCCCAUGGAUGGCUGGCUUUUUUGUUGAUUUCUACAUUUACGUUUUCCCCUUCGCGCUCUGGGUUUUGUACAAGGAAUCCAACUUGCUGUUGGUCCCGGUUUGGAUACUUCUGCUGAUAUGCACUGGCAGCAUGGGGGCUGGUUCCUUUACCUUUGUUCAGUUUCUCAAGUUGUCACCCCAAGAAGCUGCAGACGACCCUAUCUACCACGCCCUAUUGCGACCCGAACACAAGUAUGGAUCAGUCUUAUUGAGCGUCGAGGUUCAAAAGGGGAAGCAGCAGCACUCUCCGAUGUUAGUGGUCGCUGCAUGCAUUGUUUUCACCAGUUUGGUUGGUGUGAUGAUAGCAACCCUGAUUUGCUCUGUCGUGAUUCAAGGCUCUCCUUUCCGCAAAGAGAUCUUGACUCCGGCGAUGGCUGCCAACCUGAUCGACAUGUGUGCUAACUUCAUCGCUCUUUCGGUGUGGGUUGCCUACAAGGAAACAAGUUGGUUAAGCGCAUCCUUGUGGAUAGCUGUACUGAUACUUCCUGGCGGUAUUGCUGCCUAUAUUGCAACACAGCUGUUUCAGCUUAGCUCUCACGACCCACUCUACCUAGUUUUGGUGAAGAAGAACCGCAGCAGGAGGGCAACCAGGGUUCCUCUUCUCAGUUCGGCUAAACCCAGCGCCCAGGGGUAUUGA